GGAGCGCCGUCUCGUGGUGAUUAGUCAGGGCACUUCCAGAGCUGGAUUUAUGGCACGCAGCUGUUGAGUGGCUGACAGACGUGUGAGGGGCUCAAGCACUGCUGCUUCUCAAGCUGCUCGUACCAGCUCGAGCUCUGCGUGCUGUGGGAAAGAGGACUGCCGUGCCUCAAUACACUACGGUGUUGUACCCAGCCAACAGAUGGUGCGGGAACAGUAUGUCACCACCACCCAGGGCAGCAGCUCGCCCAGACCGGUACCUGACAGCAUCUACAAGAUCGGCAUCUAUGGCUGGAGAAAGCGCUGCCUCUACCUGUUCGUGCUGCUGCUCAUCGUCAUCCUGGUGGUCAACUUCGCCCUCACCAUCUGGAUCCUCCGGGUGAUGUGGUUCAACUCGGAAGGAAUGGGACACUUACAAGUACACUCAGAUGGGGUUAAGCUGGAGGAGGGCGAGUCUGAGUUUCUAUUCCCAGUAUUCGCCAAGGAGAUCCACUCCAGAGAAGACUCUCCACUUCUAGUGAGUUCACCUGAAAACGUAUCCCUCAAUGCCCGCGAUGACAAUGGCAAUGUAACCGGGAGGAUAUCUGUGGGUCCUAAAGAGGCUCAGGGACACACUCGAAACCUGCUCAUUAACUCCCACAAUGACGACAUGCUGUUCACUGCAGAUGGCGACCAGACUGUGAUUGGACCAGACAAACUACGAGUCACAGGUCCUGAAGGGGCUCUGUUCCAGCAUUCAGUGGAGGUGCCACAGCUGAGAUCUGAACCGCUGAAAGAUCUGAGGCUGGAGUCGCCUACUCGGUCACUCAGUAUGGAUGCACCAAAAGGAGUUCAUCUCAAAGCUCUGGCUGGAAACAUUGAAGCUACUUCCCGCAUGGACAUUAUCCUGCACUCUAGUGAUGGACUGCUGGUGUUGGAUGCUGAGACGGUGCGCAUGCCGAAGCUGCCGCUGAGCAAUGGAGGGGACUCUGGAAACGCUCAGGGCCUCUACGAGGUCUGUGUCUGUCCCAGCGGAAAGCUCUUCCUCUCCAAGGCUGGAAGAAGCUCCACUUGCAGCGAUAAUCAGGAGUGCUAGAUAGACUCUGACAAGGUCAUUCAUUUUCCAUCUCUCAGAAGAUCCAUCUUGUGGGAGGAAACAAGCACAACUGUUUAUAUGCAGCCUGGGUUUUCAUUGUCUAAUCUUCAUACCACAGUGGUUCUGUGCUGAUCCCUUAAGGGCACUCUGAGGCCUGUAAAAACGCAAACACCUGCUGGUAUACAUGUUGGAGACAUUAUGAAAUGCAUCCUUUCAGUUGCAUUUAUGGGCGUCUAAUUAUUCAGCUCAAACUAAUUGACUUCCACUACCAAAUUUGUCUAAAUCAAAUCAGAGCUUUGUGGAGCAUCUUUUUUACACACACAAUGUCAUGGCUGGGCAAAGAGGAGCUGGUAACAGCUUACAUCCUAUGCAAUAUUAUCUUGUGGUGCAAUAAAUGAAUUUAACACGUAUCUAGGGCUUAGAAAUUUGAAAGAUAUAUUUCUGAAAUGGCGACAAAAUGUUAGUGAAGCUAUUUAUUUUGGUUUAUGCAAGCCCUUCUGGCUCCAAGCCCUCGGUAUGCUGUGUUUUUUUUUUUUUUUGUUUCGGUGUUUAGCACGUUUUUUUUUCAUUUAUUAUUUGACCUGAAGAAAGAAAUCAAAGAAAUGUCCGCAUAUAUUGUUAUUGUCUCAGUCAAUUCAGUUUGUAUUACUUCUUCUUUUAACCUCCAGAUCCAAGAGCAACACACUUCUUGUUUUACUUCUUCUCCUUUAUAGAGUACAGAUUGAAGUACCAAGCCCUUGCGGCACCACACAGUGUUACUAGCCUGGUAUCCCAUGUGUAAUUAUGUGUUCUUUCCAGUUUAACAUCUAUGUAUGUUUGCCUUGUGUUAUUUUGAAGCCCUUCGUAACCAUAUAAUCAUGCAUCUGCAAGACAGAAACUUUUUAUUGUGAGUUUGUUUGUUCAAUAACCUCCUUUACAGCCGUAGGACGACAGUAAAAAAAAAAAAAAAGUCUAAUAAAGACAGUCAUGGCUGAGUGGGAAUCAUUAUUUUUUGCCUCAAUUUUCUUUUCAUUCAACACAAUAUUUUUUAAAUGAAGAACAUUUGCUCUGUUGUGGGAUUAAAGUUCCCAGUUUGCUGUGCCAAAAAGGAUACUAUUUUAUAAUGACAGUAACACUGUCUUACCUACAGUUUAUAGCAUAAUGAAGAUCCUAGGGUGUUGUUGAUGUCAGUGUUGAUUGAUCAUUGAUUUGCAGUUCUGGCAUUUUUUUUUAUAGUGUGGUAUGUGUAUUUAUUCAUUUUGUAUGUUGAAUAAACUUUGCUGUUCUUACUGUA
This is a messenger RNA of Mugil cephalus (flathead mullet), 2345 nucleotides long. RefSeq names its product sarcoglycan, gamma (gene sgcg). Gene Ontology annotation, biological process: cardiac muscle tissue development; heart contraction. The coding region runs from base 200 to 1072 and encodes 290 amino acids. NCBI's taxonomy places the organism in Eukaryota, Metazoa, Chordata, Actinopteri, Mugiliformes, Mugilidae. Gene Ontology annotation, cellular component: sarcoglycan complex; sarcolemma. The record is from RefSeq and is a predicted model, not a curated record. The transcript is spliced from 8 exons.